Messenger RNA from Nematocida ausubeli, 1290 nucleotides. RefSeq lists its product as uncharacterized. The transcript has a single exon. Lineage: Eukaryota; Fungi; Microsporidia. Bases 1 to 1290 code for a protein of 429 amino acids. Gene Ontology annotation, biological process: positive regulation of DNA-templated transcription. Gene Ontology annotation, cellular component: nucleoplasm; chromatin. Gene Ontology annotation, molecular function: zinc ion binding; ubiquitin-protein transferase activity. The record is from RefSeq and is a predicted model, not a curated record.
AUGGAAGACAUAGAGUACAAGCUAAGGUUCCUAAUGAACUCAAUGACCCUGACCGUUAACUCAGUGAAGUACGCAGAAUCUGCAAAAAAUCAGUUGGAAUUCAUUAAGAAAUUCAAAAAUCAAAAAAUUAUCCAUUGUUUCAUUAAGGAUUCUCAACUGCCAAUUAUAACACCCUUAAUGGGUCUGCCCAUAAACCAAAAUGAAACAAAGCACAAAUUAUUAUUUUGUCAAAUAGCCGUUGGAACACCGUUAUUUUCUUCUUCAGAAUACGCAAUGAACUGUAAGACUCCUCACGGUUAUGAUUCUUUUUUAAUUAGCAGCUCACAAGAACCAAUUGAAACUGUUAUAAAAAAUUUUAAAAAAUUAUCAAAAACAACAAACACGUUAUCUUCUUACAGUUAUGUUGUACCUGAUAUUAAUAGAGUGUUAAUAUUAGGGGAAGUUGACUUUACAUAUGAUAUUCAGUUGGAAAAUCAUUAUAAAAAUAACGAACUCUGUGAAAAUUGUAAUACUUCCAAUUCCGUUACUUUUUGUCUUGCAGAAAGGGCGGCAUUCUGCAGUGAUUGUGACAAAUUAUUCCAUAAUAACAAUUUUACACAACGGCAUUCUAGGUUUUAUUUUAAUGAAAUUGGGAAAAAACGGUUUAUUAAUUGCAAAUACCACAGUUCAACGGUCAUUGACUAUUUUUGCACGGAUUGCAGUGUGCCUUUGUGUACUAAUUGCAGGAUUAACGAUAAUUUGCACCAAAAUCACAACUUAAUAACGUAUAUUCAGGCAUGUGAUGAUUUAAAAACAAAAAUUUCUCAAGAUCCCGAAAUGGAAAUAGUUUUAAAAAGAACAAAUUCAUUAAUAACGGAAAUUGAACAAGAAAUUACACAAUUUGAACAGGAAAUAACAAAGACAAAGAUGAAACUGCAAUACGAAUACGAUACAUGCAUGAAUACACUUAAUGACCUAGUGAAAAGGCGUUAUCAAAAUAUUAAUUCAAAAUAUUUCGAAUGUAAAUAUCUAACGGAAAUGGCAGUUAGAGGGAAGACGUAUCCUAAUGAGAUUGAUGCAAGCGUAUUAGUGGAGAAGUGGAAGGUUAUUUCUGAUGUGAAUAAAAAUAUUUCAAAUAUUGUAUUACCAGAUAAGGUAAUAUUUAAUGAAAUAACGGUAAAAGGGUCACUUUCCGUUGAAUGUGCAUCUGAUAAUUCUGGGUCUGUGGUGAGUGCACGGCAGGAGGAUGACUUAGUCAGGAAGAGAACAGAGAUGCUUCUGCGCGUCUCACAGUUCAAGACAAAUGAAUAA